UGACCAGCGAUCAAACAGCUAAUCUUGCACAAUCUCUUUUUCUCUGAUUCCUCCUCCUAAAUCCAACCCAUAAACCCAAAAAUACAAAACAAUUCCAUCAAUUUCCUAAAUUUUUUAUAACGCCGCAAACCCCCCCUUCCCUUUUCUUUCUUCUCUCUCUCCCCUACCUUUCACACUAUUGUAGUCCUGUAAACUGUGUAUUAGGCCGGACACUCUCCCAACCCCCCACAUUCACUCUUUCUCUCUCUCUCUCUCUCUUCUCCGUGUUGAAAAAUAUGCAACAACCUAUUACCAUUUCCACCCUCUAGCAUCAUUACCAAUUGAUUUCCCCAAAUAUUCUGAUAAUUCUAUUCUGUAUCACAAUGAAGUCAACUAAACUCCUCCUCCUCCUAUUCUCCCUCACCCUUACAUUCUCUCUCCUACCUUCCGCCGCACCAGCCGACGCCAACCCCACCGACGCUGCUUCACUCAAUGCGCUCAAAUCGUCGCUCUUCGGGCGCUGGAAUACCUCAUCCCCUAACGCCUGUCGAUGGCAAGGCGUAGUAUGCAACCCACAAGGCCGUGUCAUCGAGCUUCAUUUGCCUGGUGUUGGAUUUGUCGGUCCUAUCCCAAAUAAUGUUUUGGGUAAUUUGUCUUCACUUAAUUUUCUCUCUCUUCGGUACAAUGCGCUCACUGGGAGUAUCCCCUCCGACUUCGCUUCGCUUUCGGAGCUUCGGUAUCUUUAUCUCCAACAUAAUCGCCUUUCCGGUGGGAUUCCGGCAGUUUUAUUCUCGUUGCCGAAUUUGUUUCGGCUUGAUUUGGCUGGGAAUAGAUUCUCCGGUGCGAUUCCUUUGGGGUUUAAUAAUUUAACUAAUCUAGCUACAUUGUAUUUAGAGAGUAAUCAGUUGACAGGGGUGAUCCCUGAUCUGAAGCUGAGUAAUCUUAAGCAGUUCAAUGUGUCUCAUAAUCUGUUGACUGGAGAUAUCCCUUCGCAGUUUUGUGGGAUGCCGUCGACGGUAUUCGAAGGGAAUUCUCUGAGUCCUUGUGCUAGUACUGUACCUUCUCCGUCUCCGGGUGGUAGUAGUGAUGUUGAAGGUGGGGGUAAUAAAAAGAAGAGCAAGCUUUCAGCAGGGGCUAUUAUUGGUAUCGUUAUCGCUUGUGUGGUGGCAUUGAUUGCUAUACUGCUUCUUAUCUUUUUCUGCUGCUGUCGGAGAAAUAAGAAGACAGAGCAGCAGACAGGCACAAGGUCUGUUGAUGCUGUGUCUGCAGGAGCUGUGGCUGGUGCUGCAGGUGGUAAACAAUCAGAUGUAGAGAUGGCUGGAGAGAGAGCGGGUGAGAGAAAUGGUGAGAGCUCGACUGCUGCUGCUGUGGCGGCUGUCAAAUCAGGAGGUGGUAAGAGUGGAAGUGGUAUUGAUAAGACAUUGGUGUUCUUUGGUAAUGGGCCAAGAGUUUUCGAUCUAGAUGAUCUGUUGAGGGCAUCAGCUGAAGUUUUGGGGAAAGGUAACUACGGAACAACUUACAAGGCCGCCUUGGAUAAUGGUGUGGCGGUGGCAGUCAAGAGGUUGAAGGAGGUAACUGUGACUGAGAAGGAGUUUAAAGAGAAAUUGGAGGAGAUUGGGAAAUUAGAGCAUGAAAAUUUGGUGGGUCUUAGAGCUUACCAUUGUAGUGCUAAUGAGAAGUUGCUUGUAUAUGACUACUUCCCAAUGGGUAGCUUGUCUGCCCUACUACAUGGUAACAGAGGAGGUGGUAGAACACCACUGAACUGGGAAACUAGGUCAGCGAUUGCCCUUGGAGCUGCUCGUGGCAUUACUUACAUCCAUUCACAAAAUUCUAAAGCCUCUCAUGGCAACAUAAAGUCAUCCAACAUCCUUCUUUCCAACUCUUAUGAAGCUCGGGUGUCAGAUUGUGGCCUUGCACAACUUGCGAAUCCAAGCACUACUCCAAACCGUGUUGCUGGAUAUCGUGCUCCAGAGAUCACUGAUGCUCGCAAGGUGUCUCAAAAGGCUGAUGUGUAUAGUUUUGGUGUGUUCCUCUUGGAGUUGCUUACUGGCAAGGCUCCUACCCAUACCCUCUUAAACGAGGAAGGGGUAGACCUACCACGGUGGGUGCAAUCUGUGGUGCGGGAAGAGUGGGCUUCUGAGGUCUUUGACAUGGAGCUACUACGCUAUCAGAAUGUCGAGGAGGAUAUGGUUAAGCUCUUGCAGCUCGCAAUCGAUUGUACUGUUCAGUACCCAGAUAGCCGUCCUUCAAUGUCUGAAGUAACUAGUCGCAUUGAGGAAAUCUGUCAAUCGAGCUUAAGUUCUGGACAAGAUCCACUUGCUGACAUCACUAGUGAUCCAGAGAUCACGCCUUCAAAACUAAGCUAGUCCCUCCCAAUUUGUGUGAGUUGCACAUCCUCCACCAACUUCAAUUGAUUAAAAGUUAUCAAUUCUUACAAUUGUUUACCUCAAUUUAUAGAAAUACUUGAAUUUGUUUGUUUAUUCUUGAAACUGCCCUUGUUUGAUUGAGAUUCAUUACCCAUUAAUGUUCUUUCUGUACUUACUUCUCUCUUCUUUUUUUCCAUUUCAUUAUUGUUGUUCUACCAAGGGACACAUUUUACUUCUCCUCAUUCACCUGUAAUUUUUUGUUCCAAUGUUUUUGUACGUAUAUUCAACAUUAUUGAUUGUUGAUUGUGUGAGAUGAGAAAAAUGUGAAUAAUGCCCGUUUUCUUUUU
Beta vulgaris subsp. vulgaris (sugar beet) is the source of this 2692-nucleotide messenger RNA. Its product is annotated as probable inactive receptor kinase At3g02880. Lineage: Eukaryota; Viridiplantae; Streptophyta; Magnoliopsida; Caryophyllales; Amaranthaceae. The transcript is spliced from 2 exons. The record is from RefSeq and is a predicted model, not a curated record. Bases 363 to 2345 code for a protein of 660 amino acids. Gene Ontology annotation, molecular function: ATP binding; protein binding; protein kinase activity. Gene Ontology annotation, biological process: protein phosphorylation.